Portunus trituberculatus (swimming crab) is the source of this 931-nucleotide messenger RNA. Its product is annotated as nicotinamide riboside kinase 2-like. Lineage: Eukaryota; Metazoa; Arthropoda; Malacostraca; Decapoda; Portunidae. Gene Ontology annotation, cellular component: cytoplasm. The transcript has 2 exons. The record is from RefSeq and is a predicted model, not a curated record. Bases 1 to 885 code for a protein of 294 amino acids.
AUGUCGUGGCCUAGACCCGCUCGUGGGAUCCUGCAGGCUGAUCCCAAGGACAACGUCACAAUUAUAAAGGCAGUACGUACACAGUACAACAAAACAAUAUGCCAAAAGGAUUUAAGUGUUAUCUUCUUCGACAGUGUGCUCCAAGAGACGAGACUAACAAUGUCUGCUGAAAGCGAAGGACAAGGCACGGACUCCAGGUGGGUGGUGGUGGGUUUGUCUGGAGUGACGCGGGGAGGAAAGACCUCGCUGGCCUUGAAUCUCCUCUCUUGCCUCCCAACCACUACAGCCUACCUCAGCCAGGACGAGUACAUCCUCCCUAAUAGCCAUCCUGCCCACUCCGCAGCCCCUGAACCGUUGAGUGGCAUAAACAAAGAGACACUAGCUAGCAUUGAUAUGAGCCGUAUGAUGAAAGAUUUGCGGCGUGUCCUGGCAGCAGAACCAAGCAGCUUGACCCUCUCCGACCCUGAGAACUUGAUGGACAGAAGUCAGGUGGUAGGCUGCGCCUUGCAGGAACCUCGGCCUCCUCUUAAGGGCCGUCAGAGAACCUCUAGGCUACCGGCAGUAUUAGUGUUAGAUGGGUUUCGCCUCUUUGAACAUACAGAUGUACUGUCGUUGUGUCAUCUCCGUUAUUUUCUAACACUGACGCGCGAACAGUGCGUAGCGAGAGGCAAACAGAGCCCACGUACUUCGUCCUUCAUAAACUCUCCCCAAUACUUCGACUUGUGUGUGUGGCCGAAGUACGAAGAGUACCUGGCGAUGCUUAUAGACAAUAGUGGAGCUGACAACAUACGCUUCCUAGAUGGUGCCUCACCGCCAGACGCCCUUGCAAAGACAGUGGAGAACGAGGUGAAAUCCCUGCUUGGGCUGAGUGAAUACUGCUCUUAGAUGUUGAUCCUCUGCUAGUAUUUUAAAAGAUAGAUACCGAUUCAUU